UAUUGGUUUCUUGCCUUCCCACCUGCCUCGUUUCAUUCCAUCAGUCUUCCUUUGUCAUCCUUGUUGCCUUUUCAUUCUUUUCUUCCUUGUUGUCCUGAUUUAUGCUUUCAUUUUUCUUUCCUUGAGUACAUAAUUCCCAUUCCUCCUCCCUUCCUUGUGACCUGACGUUUUUGCUUUCACGUUGCACAUUUUGUCCGUGUUGGUUUUCCUCCUUUCUGUCUCGACUGCUUUCUACACUUCUGUGCCAUCUUCCCUUGUUUCCUUCCAUUUUACCUUCCUUUCCUGCAGUGUUCCUUUUUUCCUUUGUUGCCCUUUCUCCUUCCUCCCCCCCCCCCCCCCUGUUUUCUUCAUUGUUGGUCUGCUUCCUUCCUCUGUUUAUGUCCUUUGUAUGUAAAUAAAAAUGUUGAAUUCCGUCCUCUCCAGUCUGCCCGUCCUUCCCUGGGUCAUGUGUCCCGACCCGAUGGUACUCCUGCCGGCGAGCGUGGUGCUCGGUCAGGGGGCCAGAGGCAAGCCCGUCGAAAGGGGCCAGAGUGCUCCUCGCAGGUCGGAGUUCAUCUUACUCCGCACGUUCACCUCCUCACCGGCAUCGCCUCGUUAGCAAUGCCGCUGCCGCGCUGGCGUGGAAUUGCCGCUGGAGGGAAGGAACAAGCAGAAAGUGGAGGAAGUCAACAACACAGACGCGAGAACUUUUCCACUUUCUCUGAGCGAGAUGUUCCGUCGGGGUCGGCGCUCCCUACGUCUUGACUGACACGGUGCGGAGGCUGGGAGCCGGCCGCCGUGUCCUCGGCACCCACGGAUGCAAAACUUCACUUCUGUGUAAAGCCGUGACAGCCGACAUGCACAUUCUCACUCCUGAGACUGCGCCACUGGACAAAAAAACAGGGCCUCACAUUGUACUUUUGGCAAAAGUGACAACCAGUUCAAGGCAUGGACAGAUAGCGCGCGACAAAAGGUAGAAAGAGCAGGUGGAGUGAAACAGAGGAAGCGAGCACACGUUCCGGCUCAAAGGAGCGAGAGGAAGAAGUGUCACCUCCCGCAUCGCUUCUUUGCUGAAGCGCGUCCGACGGCGAAGUGCGUCAUCCCAGCUCUCCGGCGGGGUCUCGAUCGUGCGGCGUCCCGAGCACCUGAAGCGGUUUGUCUGGUUCUGCAGAAGAUGAGGAGGACGAGCGAGAAGGAGAAGGUCUGAACUCGUUUGCCAUCUGCACUCUGCGCUCGAGCUGGUCCAGCCAGGUACGCCGCUCCCGGUCCUCGUCGUCCUCAUCGUCGUCUUCACUUUCAUGCGCUGAUGUCAUUUCCUGUCCAGAUGGAGGUGAAUGCGGUAGACAAACGCCAUCGAACGAGAUCCAAAGGAACGCGAGCCAUCGUGGAGGCCGUGACGCAGGAACUAUUCAGCUGUCCAACGGCAGGCUGCGACGGUUCGGGUCACGUCAGCGGCAAGUACGCCAGACACCGCAGCGUGUACGGAUGCCCACUGGCUAAGAAGAGGAAGGCUCUGGAAAAACAACCGCUGGAGCCACCCAGCAAGAGGAGACCAUUUAUCGACUCCUGCCUGGGUGAGGAGGACGAGGAGGGGGACGAGUUGGAAGACGAGUUAGAGGACGAAGAUGCCAACUACCACGAUGAAGGAUUAGAGGGGACGGAGCAAGGAGAAGUCAUGGAGGAAGAAGAACAUGAGGAUGGAGGUGAGAGGGGUGAGGAGGAGGAAGAGGAGUUCUCUGAUGAAAAUGAGGAGGAGGAGGAAGAGCAACCCGAGGAGGACGCCACGGUGGCAACAGCGGACAACGUGAUGGAGGACGAGGAAGAGGAGAAGCGCAAUCAUCAGCAGGUUGACUACCAACCAAGUGGACAAUCAAAGCUUAUUCCACUCCAUAAGGACGACAACAACAACCAAAGUUGUACUGGUGGUCCUAGUCCUGGUUUUAGCCCUGGUCCAGGGCCUGGGCCCGGUGCCUGUGAUGAGUUUGAGAACUAUGAUGAGCUGGUGGCCAAGUCUCUGCUCAACCUGGGCAAGAUCGCUGAAGACGCGGCUUACCAGGCCCUGACUGAGUCAGAGAUGAACAGCAACUCGUCUAACAGCGGCGACGAGGACGACGAAGAUGAGAACGACGAAGACUGCAGCGAGCGUGGUGACAGGAAGGCCGACCUCAGCGUGGACCUAGACAGCGAUGUGGUCAGGGAGACGGUGGACUCGCUCAAACUCCUGGCGCAGGGCCACGGCGUCGUGCUGCCCGACGACGGCUACGUUGACGUCGGCCUCAACGGUCGCGCCGGCAUGGGAGGCGACGGCGGCGGCGGCCACGCUGAGGAGAGCGAGGAGGAAGUGUGUCUCAGUAGUCUGGAGUGUCUGAGGAAUCAGUGCUUCGAUCUGGCGCGCAAGCUCAGCGAGACACACCCGGCUGAUCGCCCCGCGCACCACCAUCAACUGCACAACCAUGCCGAUCAGCAGGGCGCGCUUCACCUCAACAGGUACGACAUCUGCCAGCCGGGAUGUCAAGAUGACUGCAGCCCUCCGGAUCGCACAUUCUCCGACAUGGUGAACCUGCUGAAGCUGGAGGAGCAGCUGAGCCCGGCAUCCCGAGGUUACCCGACCAGCUGUAGCCAGGAGGGUGACGAGGACACCACGUCUGUUGCCUCGGAGCGCUCCGACGACACCUUCGACAUGGCCAAGGGGAACCUGUCGCUGCUGGAGAAGGCCAUCGCGCUGGAGUCGGAGCGCGCCAAAGUCAUGAGGGACCGCCUGGUCUCGGAGCACAAGCACCCCAGACGAGACCACCACAACCAUCUUCACCACCACCAUCACCAACACCACCGCGGACACGGAGAGCACAGGCUGACCGGAGGCGAGGAGCGCAAGUCGAGGAUGCAUCACGACAGCCUUAAGAGGGCCUACAACCCCAAGGAAUCUUCGCGAGGGGAGAAGAAGGAGAGCAAGUGCCCGACGCCGGGCUGUGACGGCACGGGUCACGUGACCGGUCUGUACCCGCACCACCGCAGCCUGUCCGGGUGUCCUCACAAAGACCGCGUACCUCCGGAGAUCCUUGCCAUGUAUGAGAAUGUUUUAAAGUGCCCGACCCCCGGCUGCUCCGGACGGGGUCAUGUCAAUAGCAACAGGAACUCGCAUCGCAGCCUGUCGGGUUGUCCAAUCGCAGCGGCCGAGAAGAUGGCGAAGGUGCACGAGAAAAGUCACGUGAUUGACAGUGGCGGCAGCAAGUCCAAUCAGACAUCAGACCGGGUCCUCAGGCCCAUGUGCUUCGUGAAGCAGCUGGAGAUUCCGCAGUACGGAUACAAGAACAACGUUCCCACGAGCACGCCACGCUCCAACCUGGCCAAGGAGCUGGAGAAGUACUCCAAGACCAGUUACGACUACGGGGGCUACGAGGGUCAGCACGCUGGCUACGGCAGGAGGGGCCCGCUCGGCAAGUCCCACCACGGUCGGGAUACCUCCCCCAAGGCGUAUGAUGCAAAGCUUUACAUUAAAACGUCAAGCCCGGCCAGCAGUACGACCAGCAGCUACGCUCCGAGCAGCAGCAGCAGCAGCUUGAGUGGCGGCGUGGGCCCGGGCGGCGACGUAUGCGGCGACACGGGCGGCGGCUUGGUUCUGGCCGGCGAUGGUGGGCACGGGGCGGGCAGCAGCGCCAGCAGCACCUGCAGCAAGAGCAGCUUCGACUACACGCACGACAUGGAGGCGGCGCACAUGGCCGCCACCGCCAUCCUCAACCUGUCCACUAGGUGUCGCGAGCUCCCGCACGCUGUGGGCGGGAAAACGCAAGGCGUGAUGGCGCAGAGCGCGGCGGGCGACCCGGACGACGACGAGGGCGACGGUGAUGACGCGGGCGGGCAGCCCGGCGGGCCCGAGGGCAGCGAGACGGUGCUGACCCCCCUGCAGCCGAUGUCCCCGCAGCGCCAGGCCCUGCUCAACAGCCACCGAUACCAGCUGAGCCAGGCCGACUGCUGGGACCUCCCGCUGGACUACACCAAGGUCAAACGUGUGGACGAGCACCAACACAAGGAGGGUGACGAGCUGGAUGCCUUCCGCGAGCUGCUGGACGAGCAGCACUACCCGGCAGACGUAAGCGCUUCACCCAGCCCCAAGCACCACAAGUACUCGCCCUGCAAGGAGGCCAAGAAGGAGCUCCUAACGCUGUCGAGCUGUCAGCUGGACAAGAACCUGAGAGGAAUGAUGCCCUCCAAUACGCAAGAGCUCAGGUGUCCCACGCCCGGCUGUGACGGAUCGGGCCACAUCACCGGAAAUUACGCCUCCCACAGGAGUCUGUCCGGUUGUCCUCGAGCCAAAAAGGGCAGCAUCAAAAUCCUCCACAGCAAAGAAGAUAAGGACGAGCAGGAGCCCAUCAAGUGUCCGGUGCCAGGCUGUGACGGCCAAGGUCACGUUACCGGUAAGUAUGCCUCCCACCGCAGCGCGUCGGGCUGCCCCCUGGCUGCCAAACGACAGAAAGACAGCCACGUCAACGGGAGUCAAUUGGCCUGGAAGUCGAGCAAGACGGACGGCAUGACAUGUCCCACGCCGGGCUGCGAUGGCUCUGGCCACGUCAGUGGGAGCUUCUUGACCCACCGGAGUCUCUCCGGUUGUCCCCGGGCCACCUCGGCCAUGAAGAAGGCAAGGAUGAGCGGCGUGGAGAUGCUGACAAUCAAGCAGCGAGCCAGCAAAGGCAUUGAAAACGAUGAAGAGAUCAAACAGCUGGACGAAGAAAUAAAAGAUAUCAACGAGUCCAACAAUCAAGUGAAGUCCGAUAUGAUUAAACUGAGGACGCAAAUCACCACGAUGGAGAGCAGCCUGAGGUCGAUGGAGGAGGAGAACAAGGUGAUCGAGCAACAGAACGACUCGCUGCUGCAUGAGCUGGCCAACCUCAGCCAGUCGCUCAUCAACAGCCUGGCCAACAUCCAACUGCCGCACAUGGAGCCGAUGAACGAGCAGAACUUUGACACGUACGUGAACACUCUGACGGACAUGUACACCCACCAGGACCAGUACACAAGCCCGGAGAACAAGGCGCUUCUGGAGAACAUCCGACAGGCCGUCCAGGGCAUCCAAGUGUAGCGCCGCUGACGAUGCCAUCGCCACCACAAACAAAGGCAAACAAAGGUUGUUGUUAUUUUUGGGGAGUUUUAUUGCUGCUGCUGUAACCUUCUGUCGUUCUCCUCUCACAUUUACACGAUCACCACUUUAAUUUACGUAUUUAUUUUUAAUCACCUCACUUUGUUUGGAUCAAACGUUCAACUUUUGUACAUUUUCAUACAACCUGAUAAAAUGUGACGUACAGCUGCUAAUAAUGUAUUUAUUUAUCUAUUUAUUGAUUGGUUGUUGGGCAACGUGAAGCGCAAUCAAAACGAGAGACAAGAGUUCAAACAUCAUCACGCGGAAAUGCCAAGUGAACGAGUGUAGGAGACAAUCUGCCAUUGAUUGAUUGAUUUGAUUGAUUGGUCAAUAAGCCACAUUGAUGAGCUGGUGGGACAGCAAUAUUGGCAUGAUUUAUUCAGAUGCAAUCUAUAUUUAAAAAAAAAAAGUUUGGGUAUAUGCAAUUUCUUAUUAAUUCAACGAUCAUUGAUCAGCGAUUGAUGUUUUUACUGGUUUUGUAUCCACUUUUACUACAAUCACGUCGUAGGUGAACACACACACAGGGACGCCUUUUGUUUUCAUAUUUUGACGUUUUGCUUACCGUGUGUGUGUCUGGGUGUAGAUGGCGGGCGUGCGGAUGGGCAGCUGGACUUACAGGGUCACACACACCUCAUUGUACAUUUGCACUUGUCGUCCUCUCAGCAGAUUUUUUUUCUGACAUGCAUGCACUUUACCGGGGCUCGUGAUGAGCAAAAAAGAAAAAAUGGUGUGCGGUCCCGACUUGGGCAUUCCGAGAUUGAUAUGUGGAGGCAAAACGCACACAUUGGCUGCAGUCUGAAUUUGUCAUUCAUUCCCUCAUCGUGAAUCACUAUACAGUGGUGCCACGACAUUAUGAUUUUUUUUUUUCAGACUAGAGCACUCGUUGCCCCCCCCCCACCCCCCCCAAACCACACCACACUACACUUAACGGCAAAAACUGUGUGGUCGCAAUUAACUCCAUUCUACUCACGUUACAACAAGCAGCAAUUUGGCAGACUGAUCGAAAAACUCCCAAUUGAAGUUUAAAACUAAACAUAAAAAACAAAGCCAAUUUCACGUUGCGUAUUUAAAAUCCACAUUCAUUUUCCUACUGUUCGUUUAAUGCAAACAGAAUGUAACGCGCCAUAGAUAGGCUAAGGACUAGCAGUGAUAGUCGCGGUGAUAUAAUGCUCUAAGCCAGGGGUGGGCAAACAUAGAGUACCUUGAAACCAGUAACUAGUGCAUGCCUAUUCACAGGCAAAUGUUUGUUCUCCUCUGCAAAAUAUUAACAUUACUGCGAGUCCUUUAUAGAGCUCGUUUACGUGAUGUCAUCAUUUUCACGGCACCAUAUUGCCGGUCAAAAAGAGCUGCUCGACAGUGUGGGGGACAUUGAACCGGAGCAGAAUAUUCAAAAUGCCCGAGACUUGUUGUGCUGUUGGUUGUUACAACAGACAAGACAGAUAUUCAAAGAUGUCAUUCUGUAGAAUACCAGCUAAAAAGUCGAGAAAAGAUCGAUGGAUGGUGCCCAACCAAAUACUCAUGACUGUGUAACAAUCACUUCAUUUCAGGUAGGAAUUAUUCUUCUCAAUCUCAAAUUCCCAAGAAGUAUUUAUAAUCCCAAAUUAGCUCAUUUGAGAACAAUGCGUUUAAAAAAACAAAACAAAAAAAAGACAGGGAGUUGCGGCCACACGUUAAACUUUGGUAAACCUCUCCCCGACAGAAAAGAAAAGGAAAUUAAACCGUCUGUCACAGAGAGGUUAACAUGUGGCCGCAACACGCUUCCGUGUACGGGGGCUGAAGCCUAUCCCAGCGGUUUAUUUUCUUUUUUUAAAUACGCAUUGGACUCAUUUGAGAACAAUGCAUAUUUAAAGAAAAAAAACAUCUGUCACGGAGAGGUUUACCGAAGUUUAACGUGUGGCCGCAACACUCUUCCAUGUACGGGGGAGCCGACUCGCUGUCAUCUUUUUUUUCCCCAAUCAUAGUUAACGAAUGCGCGUUUGUGUAAAACCAUGGGUCACUUAUUUAAAUAUUGGUAUUUGUAUUGAAAAAAAUCAGAGUGGGUCCAUCACUAUGUGGGAUUUAUUCCUGAUUGAGAACAAAUCCAGCAACAAAGUAUUUGUAUGCGUCCAGACUUUUCUACGCUUUCAAACUCUUCCGUGUAAAUCUCGACGACUUACUCACCAGAUACACGUGUAGAUCCAGUUGUCCAAGACAAGCAGAAGUGGAUUAACAAUCCAGUUUAUCGGCCAAAACAUCGACUUCGGCAUUAAAUAUUGGUCCUCUAUGCCAAGUGUCUCUCAUUUUUCCACGUACCUUCAUUUAUUAUCACCUUCUAAAUGUUUAACAGUAUCGAACAAAACUCUGGCAGUCGUACUAUAAGACGUAUUUUUGCGUCGUCUCCAAUUGACUUAGCAUUGAAGAAUGGUUUGUUUGACCGACACUUCCGGGCAGUGACGUGAUUUGAUGACGUAGGUCCACGAGCUCUAUAGUAGUUGUAAAACUCUUCUACGUUUUUCUGCAGAACUGUAUUACACAACGGAACGAAUCAAUCAUGAUGCAUAAAAUAAUUCUUUACCUCCUAUUCAACAAUGCUAUGUUUUUAUACAGUAUGUCAUCAUAGAGUGCUACUUUCCUUAUUAUAAACAUGAAUAUUUUUGUUGAGCGUUAUGGGGAGGCUGGAAUGGAUUAAUGGCAUUUUCAUUCAUUUAAGUGGGGGAAGAGGAUUGUAGAUGCAUGUUUGCGUGGUCACGGGAUGACUUCAACCCGCGUUUCCAAGCACCACUGCAUAGUGAUUUUUAUAUGCUGAUUUUAGAUUUUAUAGUUGACUACCACUAAAAAUACCUUCGUAGUGAUUCAUGAGUAGUGAAUGAUGUAUGAAUCAUUCCUUACUCCCUAAUGACUAUAUACUCAUUUUUACAUACUGCAGUGAACUAUAGUUUAACAAUUAAUAGCAUAUUCCAUAAUCACUACAUAGGGAUUUUUAUAAAGUGGACAAAAAAAUGAUCCAUCAGCAAAAUUAAAAAAAAAAAAAAAUUUUAGAAUGCAACUUGGGCGCCUUUAACGACGUCAUCGCUGUCGGAUUAUUACAACGUACUGGAUCAACGUCAGCUGGUGGAUAUUCCAUGACGAAUAUUAAAGGAAUCAAUAAAUGAUGAGAACAUUGAUUGAAACCGAAGGUAUCUUACAACAUCAAUAGAAACAAAGCACUUUAUGUCCAUGCGUGUUGUGAUGUGCUCGUUGAGAGGUUUUCGCACCACAACUUCUGAAUUUGUCACGUGCCAAAAAUCAAACAAUACCACGGAAGAUUAUUUUUCUGUCUAGUGAACACCACAUAGUGAAUACUUGGGUGCGAACUUCCUGUACAGCUUUUGUUCACCUUCUUUGCAUUGAAUUUUUUUUUUUUUUUUGUCAAAGAAAUAAUGUGAAAUGAUCAACAAAAGGCCCACUAAACAUUUUUCAAGUGAACAGCAAAUGUACCCUUUUAUAACAAUCAGCACCUCAUUUUUAAUAUCCUUUUUGUGUGUAUUUUGCAUUAUUACGUGAUUUCGCAGGCGUGGCGAGCCUUUCCGAGAACAGUGUUGGAAUUAUUUGAUUGUGAAAAGACGAGUCCUGUUUCUUCAGUGUCGAAUAAUGAAACUAUGGACUUGCGGUGACUGCUGCCAACCUCCGGUGUCAUCUUGUGAAAUAUGGAUUGUGAUUAUGGCCGAAUCGGGAAUGGAAAGCCAUUUGAGCAAGCAUUUCAUAUCCACUUUAAGCUCAAUGCACGAGUGUGCUCUUUGUCCUCACUUGUAACACAAUGCAGCGCACUUGUAUAACGACUGUCUUACUAGUAAUCCUUUUCUCUACAACUCGUACUACUGACCAGUUAACUACCAGCUCCAACUGAAAUUCCCAGGUGAACAGGUGAUAAUUACUUGAUCGGCCCCAAUUUCCGAUCAUGUUAUCGUGAUUGGGACGACUCUAGUUUUAAAUUUGACUGCACAAUCAAUUGAAAAUCAAAAAUUGGUGAUAAACGUACCUGUUGAGCAGAAAAGUUGCUAAUUCUGUGUUGCUCCUGGUUGAACUUCCUUUGCUAAACUUGCAUUGGGUGUUUUUUUUUCUCUUCCAAAUUGUUUCACUAAAGCACCUAGUAUGACACCCAGUACAUACCGUAAUUUCCCGCUUACAGAGCGCACCUGGUUAUAAGCCUCGCCCAGUACAUUUGUAAAGGAAAUACCAUUUGGUACAUACAUAAGCCGCACCUGUGUAAAAUCCGCAAGUGCCCACUUUGAAACACGAGAUAUUUACAAAGAAAACGGUACACAGAGUUUUCAAAGUUUUAAUACCUUAGCUUAACAUAGCAACAACACGCUAGCACAAAUAGGCCUGGUAAAAAAACAAAAACAGGGGCGGCAGCUACACAGUAGCAACGCGGUAGCACAGCACUUACAGGGCCGGUUAAAAAAAAAAAACAUACCUAAAUCACUCAGACACGGCAGUAACACAGUUGCAAUCCGCUAGCGGCGCUCACGCUAGCCUGGCGCUAACAGGGCCUGUUUAAAAAAGAAAAACAUACCAGUAAAAAUCACUGAGACACAGCAGCAACACGCUUGCACAACGCUAACGGUUGCGCAGCGCUAACUUCUUCUAUUUUUCCUUUCGGCUUGUCCCGUUAGGGGUCGCCACAGCGUGUCAUCUCAGAUGAACGCACAUUUGUUUGGCACAAUUUUACACUGGAUGCCCCUCCUGACGCAACCCCUCUGCAUUUAACGGGGAGAGAAGCUUACAGGACCUGAUAUUCCCAAGCGGUCUCCCACGGUAAAAGUCACUUCCUCGGCACUUAUAUUCCACCGGUCUCUUACUUUUUCCGCUCGAGUGCUCCCUUGCGGCCGUUAGAAAAAAGUGCACAAAUGAGCCACGUCACCGCAUAAGCCACAGGGUUGAAAGCGUGUGGGGAAAAAAAAUCACAGCUUCUAGGCCAGAAAUUACGGUAGUUGUCAUCCUGGUGUGCAGAAAUCAUCAAAUCAAGUCGUACAGUUGUGAGGGGAAAAAACGUUACUUGUAAGAGACGGGGAACCAUAAAGUGGCUCGAGAGAAUCAGAUAAAUGCUCAGGCGGCUUGUCACUCUCGAGGGUCUGAUAAUCAGCAUUGAAGAGGACACAAAGCAGCAAACUGGAAAAAGAAGAUGGAUAUUUUUUUUUCCCCCUUCAAGUUGGGAUGUUAAAGCUCGACUUGAGCGACGUCGAGGCUUUCGCCUUCCUGCCGACGAGCUCCAGCUUGUGUUGACUUUUUCUUCGGGCAGCAAGAAGUUCUCCAAAUGAAUCCCAGAGGAGGAGACGAAAGCACAAUUCACAGACAAGACGCUGGACUAGAUGUUGAUCACAUGUACAAACUACUGACCAUGAAGAAAUGCAUAUGAAUAUUUGUGAAAUGCUCAUUUUCUUUUUGUAGGAGUGCAUUCAAAGACUUAUUUUUUUUUUUAUGCAUUGCUCCUUUUUUUUGUUCCUUUUGUCACUUGGAAGCACCUGGUGACUUUUCUUAGCGCAUGGCAUGAGUUCUUAUCUUUUCGGCUGCGUCUUGAGAUGAUGCGUUGCUAUAGAUGCUACUUUCAUUUUAAUUGUGUCUAUUAUUAUUAUUUUUUUUUAAUCCGGAUGGUG
Molecule: messenger RNA, 10728 nt
Organism: Syngnathoides biaculeatus (alligator pipefish)
Lineage: Eukaryota; Metazoa; Chordata; Actinopteri; Syngnathiformes; Syngnathidae
Gene: myt1la
Product: myelin transcription factor 1-like, a
Exons: 24
Coding region: 1286-5056 (1256 amino acids)
Biological process (GO): regulation of transcription by RNA polymerase II
Cellular component (GO): nucleus
Molecular function (GO): DNA-binding transcription factor activity, RNA polymerase II-specific; RNA polymerase II cis-regulatory region sequence-specific DNA binding; zinc ion binding
Source: RefSeq, a predicted model, not a curated record